AUGUUGUUCCAUCCUACUCUCGCUGUCGCAGCGCUGCUCCAAUUCGCUCUUCCCGCUUCUGCCGCUUUCAUCUUCUGCGCUGGCGCUCCUGCCGAUGGUAGCUGUCCUGCUGACAAGGGAACCAAGACAAGCUGUCAAAAUAUUUGUGCCAAUUGCAAGCCCAACUGCUUUGGAGGUUCAGCGCCAGACUUGGGCGCAACUUGCUGCGAGCAGUCGGACGGGACGAUCAACAUAUUCUGCUUCCGCACGGGAAAGAACAAUUGUUAG
Molecule: messenger RNA, 267 nt
Organism: Colletotrichum abscissum
Lineage: Eukaryota; Fungi; Ascomycota; Sordariomycetes; Glomerellales; Glomerellaceae
Exons: 2
Coding region: 1-267 (88 amino acids)
Source: RefSeq, a predicted model, not a curated record